This is a messenger RNA of Ambispora leptoticha, 152 nucleotides long. The record is from the annotation of a GenBank genome assembly. NCBI's taxonomy places the organism in Eukaryota, Fungi, Glomeromycota, Glomeromycetes, Archaeosporales, Ambisporaceae.
CUACAACAAUUACAAAAUUCUGCCACUACAAACCUCUUGAUCCUUACUCAUCAAUCCAUUUUUCUAUUACCAGAAAACAAAACAACUACUACACAAAUAAUACUAGAACUCCACAAGGUCCAACUUACUUUAUACAAUGAUAGUAAUACCUG